Messenger RNA from Beauveria bassiana ARSEF 2860, 519 nucleotides. RefSeq lists its product as uncharacterized. The coding region runs from base 1 to 519 and encodes 172 amino acids. The record is from RefSeq and is a predicted model, not a curated record. The transcript is spliced from 3 exons. Lineage: Eukaryota; Fungi; Ascomycota; Sordariomycetes; Hypocreales; Cordycipitaceae.
AUGUCCGAGGCCUCGAUCCAGCUGUAUACCUUGCACCACACAACGCAAGUGGCCAAGCUGCUGCUAGGCGAGCUCGCCGAAGAUCAGCUCUCCACCAAGCUCCCCAACAGCGAUGCCCAGGGCGCCCGCGAUCUGCAGACCUUUAUCGCCGUCAAGUUUGGCAGGGUGGCGGACGCGAGCAAGGUGUGGCUGGCCAAGCAGCAGUACCUUCAGGGUCAUUGGAGUCUCAUGCUGACCCCCGAGGACGAGCGAAACGCCCGCAUCAUCGUCAACCCUGAUGUCAUCGUCACGAGCCUGACGGACCAGGAACAAGCGCUCUCCGCGCACGGUCUUCCCGAGGGUAGCCAGGCGAUUGCCGAGCAGGCCAAGAAGCUCGGCGAGCUCGUGUUAAACCACAAGAGCCUGUGGUCCUCGCUUGUCGAGGCCCAGAAGCGCAAGGACGCCGCCGACGCCAAACUGCUCGCCGACCCGAGGCCGGUCAACGCGACUAGUGACAAGUUCGCCGCAGCCAUGCUCUAA